AUGAAUAGAAACAAUAUUAAUUCAAACAGCAAUGGUAGAAGUAUUGGUGGUAUAAAUAAAAGUAAUACUCGUAGUAAUGGAAAUCGUUCAUCAAGAAGUAGCAAUAGAAAUUCAAAUGUUACUGGUUCAGCAUCACAAGACUAUUAUGACGAUGAUGGUAUAGUUGUAGCAAAAAAACCACCCUCACAACCAACAACAAUUAAUGAUUUAAAAUCACCUGCAUUAAACUCAACAAAUGGUAAUAACAAUAAUGGCAGUAGAACAAAAAUUAAUUCAAUAAACACCAUUAACAAUAAUACAACAACAACUACAACAGCCCCAGCUACUGGCACAUCACCAACUGGUUCACCAAGUAGUCCAACCAGUAAAAAAGCAGCAAGCCCAUACCCCAACGGUGUAGUUGAAAAUAUGGCAAUGGGUGGUUUGGCUGCAUCCAAUGUAAAUAGAGAAAGUGGUGGUCAUUUUGGAAACUAUGUACCAUUUUUAAGUAAAGAUUUUAUGCAUAAUAUUAUUGGUGUACCAAGAACACCCUUGGGACAUAUGAGACCCCAAGACGUAUACGAGCAAACACAACUAAGAAAACAACAAAUGGAAAUGGGAGCAUUUAUUCAAGAUGAUGAAGAAUACGAAGAUGAUGAAUAUGAAGAUGACGGCGAUGAAUAUGAAGAAAGCGAUGAAGAGGAUGCUAGCUCACCAGUUAGUAGCAAUGGUUCAAUGAGAAACUAUUCAGACUAUCAAGAUAUUGAUGAAGACGAAGCAUUACAGAGAGCAAUAAAUGAAUCUUUAAGAUUAUCAACAACUACAACAUCAACAUCAUCAUCAACAACAAAACAAUCAACCACUUCAUCUAGACAAUCAAAACCAACAAACCUAACACCAAAAAAAUCAGCAUCAUUACCAACAUCAAAAAAUAAUAGUCCUGCGACUAAUAAACCAAAUUACCACCAUCACCAACAUUCAAACUCAUACUCACAUCCAUCCCAAAUGCAACCACCAAUGUCAACAUCACCAACAAACAAUAAUAGUAGCAAUCAACAAAGAAGAAAAGUUAGAUUUGACUCACCAACUGAUGAAAUUAAAGAUUAUUACUCAUCAUCAUCAUCAUCAACUACUAGAACAUCAAACAAUCAGCCUCAACAAAGCAAUGUAUAUAGCGGAGAUCAAUUUAAUAAUAAUAUAAAUACCAAUAGAAAUAACUAUAGAAAUAAAAAUAUAAAUAUUAGUAAUGAUAGCAGUAAUUCAGAUGAAAAUGAAGAAUUGUUUUAUGAAAAUAAUCCAGAUGCACAUCAAUAUCUAUCACAAAGAGAUAGUAGAAGAUUAGAGGAGAAGCAUAUGAUUAAAGAAUCGAGAAGAAUUAGAGAAGAGCAAGAAAGAGAAUUUAACGAAUCACUUAGACAAGAUAGAAAAAAGAAAGAGGAGGAAGAGGAAAAACAGCAAUUAGAAGAAGCUAUGAAACUUUCAAUCGAAAUGGAAAAACAAAAUCAGCUUCAAUUAAAAAAGACUCGUUUACCAGACGACCCAACUAUCGGCUUAUCACCCGAACAAAUUAAACAAUCUCCAAUUAAAAUAUGUGAAGUUAUCAUAUCAUUACCUCCAGAUGGUGUAAGAAUCAGUAGAAAAUUUUUUGUAAAUAAUACCCUUCAAUCAAUUCGGGACUGGAUUGAUAUUUACUUAACGGAAUCAAACUCCUCUAUUGAUAUAACCACAUAUGAAAUGGUCACCAAUUUCCCAAAAGAAACUUUAUCAGAUAAUUCAAAAACACUUUUAGAUUUAAAUUUAUUCCCUCGUGCAAUUUUAAACCUAAGGGAACCUUAA
Dictyostelium purpureum is the source of this 1815-nucleotide messenger RNA. RefSeq lists its product as uncharacterized. The record is from RefSeq and is a predicted model, not a curated record. The transcript has a single exon. Bases 1 to 1815 code for a protein of 604 amino acids. Lineage: Eukaryota; Evosea; Eumycetozoa; Dictyosteliales; Dictyosteliaceae. Gene Ontology annotation, molecular function: ubiquitin binding.